Rhodamnia argentea is the source of this 1118-nucleotide messenger RNA. Its product is annotated as vacuolar protein sorting-associated protein 32 homolog 2-like. Gene Ontology annotation, cellular component: cytoplasmic side of plasma membrane; ESCRT III complex; multivesicular body. The transcript is spliced from 7 exons. The coding region runs from base 269 to 928 and encodes 219 amino acids. Gene Ontology annotation, biological process: late endosome to vacuole transport via multivesicular body sorting pathway; vesicle budding from membrane. Lineage: Eukaryota; Viridiplantae; Streptophyta; Magnoliopsida; Myrtales; Myrtaceae. The record is from RefSeq and is a predicted model, not a curated record.
GAAGCAGCUAAAGUCCACAAAAGUCUCCUCUCCCUCUUUCACUUUGCGGGGUUUUCUUGGAACCUCUCAUUCCGGCCCAAGAACUUGAACUUUCCACGAUUUAAAAGGUUCGUAUGUUCUCCGUUUCGGGUAUUCCCGGAAAAUUACUCGGACCCGUUUGACACGAUACCCCUUCGUUGUGUGUCGCAGUCUUUCUGGAAUCCGGGUAAGCUUUCUUGAGCUCGGGGAAGGAGAAAGUUCUUGUCUUGAGGAAGAGGAAUUUCCAAUCAUGUUUCAGAAAAUUUUCACGAAGAAGAAGGAUGAUGUUGUCAGUGCCAGAACGACGAUAGAUAAGUUGAGCGAGACGCUGGAGAUGCUAGAGAAGAAGGAGAACUUCCUUGUGAAAAAGGCGGCUGCAGAGGUCGAAAAGGCCAAGACAUAUACCAAGGCAAAGAAAAAGAAUGCUGCUAUUCAAUGUUUGAAGAAGAAGAAGAUGUACGAAACACAAAUUGAACAACUUGGAAGUUAUCAAUUGCGCAUACAUGAUCAGAUGAUAAUGUUAGAAGGAGCCAAAGCUACAACAGAGACUGUUGAUGCAUUGCGAAGCGGAGCUGCUACCAUGAAGGCUAUGCACAAGGCAACGAACAUCGACGACUUGGAUAGAACAAUGGACGAGGUCAACGAGCAGACUGAAAACAUGAAACAGAUUCAGGAGGCCUUGUCGACACCGAUUGGUGCAGCAGCUGAUUUUGAUGAAGAUGAACUGGAAGCGGAGCUUGAAGAAUUGGAAGGGGCUGAGCUAGAGGACCAGCUUCUCGAGCCAGCCACGAGUGCUCCUCCUGCUCCAGUGCGCGCUCCUGCAGUCAAGCAGCCGUCACGUCCUCAUCCAGUGAAGAACACGCCUGAGGAUGAUGAGCUCGCUGCCUUGCAGGCAGAAAUGGCAUUGUAGAGAGCUACCCAUGUUGAGAAUAGACUCUGUAAAUUAUCGAAACGGCAGGAGAAAUAUCAGUACUACUUUCUCCGGUAGCAUCGACCAUCUAUCGCUAGGACUUUUUUCUACUUGAAAUGAAGUUGACUGGUUAUAUAACACACUCUGCAUAGAUGGAUUAGCCACAUAGUACUACAUCUGCUUCUAAUAA